AUGGUGAAUCUAUUGCCCUUUCAUAAGAAUAAUCGACAAAGCGCGGGCGUCGUCACCUUCACAGACGACGUUGGCGGCAGCAGCGCCGGCGACAAGAAGGACGACAACGUUGUCCAGGUAACGGAGUCGGCAUCCUCCGGGUCGCGCAACAACCACCAGCGCUACGACAACGAAAAAGAUGACGAUAUCCGCAUGGAAAAGAUCUCCAAGGACCAGUCCGCGUCGUCCAACGGUACCAUCCACGAGGAACUCGUGAUGGACGUGGACUUGGAGAAGUCGCCCUCCGCUGACGGCGACAACGAGCCGCGCAAACUGAAGCAAGGCCUGCAAUCGCGUCACGUGCAGCUUAUCGCGCUCGGUGGUGCCAUCGGUACGGGGCUGCUCGUGGGGACAUCGUCCACGCUUCACACUUGCGGCCCCGGGGGGCUGUUCAUAUCGUACAUCAUUAUCUCCGCCGUGAUCUAUCCGAUCAUGUGCGCGCUCGGCGAAAUGGUGUGCUUCUUGCCCGGUGACGGUUCUGAUAGUGCCGGGUCCACGGCCAACCUGGUCACUAGAUACGUCGAUGCCUCGCUGGGCUUUGCCACGGGGUGGAACUACUUCUACUGCUACGUGAUCUUAGUGGCCGCCGAAUGCACGGCCGCGUCAGGUGUGGUGGAGUACUGGACCACCGCGGUGCCCAAGGGUGUCUGGAUCACGGUGUUUUUAUUGGUGGUCGUGCUGUUGAACUUCUCCGCCGUCAAGGUGUACGGUGAGUCCGAGUUUUGGUUUGCCUCCAUCAAGAUCUUAUGCAUUGUCGGGCUGAUAAUUCUCUCGUUUAUCUUGUUUUGGGGCGGUGGCCCCAAGCAUGACCGUCUUGGGUUCCGCUACUGGCAACAUCCGGGCGCCUUCGCGCACCAUCUCACCGGGGGCUCGCUGGGUAACUUCACUGAUAUCUACACUGGUAUCAUCAAGGGCGCCUUCGCCUUCAUUCUGGGCCCGGAACUAGUCUGCAUGACUUCGGCAGAAUGCGCGGACCAACGUAGGAACAUUGCCAAGGCUUCGCGCCGCUUCGUGUGGAGACUAAUCUUCUUCUACGUUCUGGGGACGCUGUCCAUCUCCGUUAUUGUUCCCUACAACGACCCGGUCUUGGUCAAUGCGCUGGCGCAGGGCAAGCCGGGCGCGGGUUCGUCUCCCUUCGUGAUCGGGAUCCAGAACGCCGGUAUCAAGGUCCUUCCCCACAUCAUCAACGGGUGCAUCUUGACUAGUGCGUGGUCCGCCGCCAACGCGUUUAUGUUCGCGAGUACGAGAUCGCUGCUGACCAUGGCACAGACGGGCCAGGCACCCAAGUGCCUGGGCAAAAUCAACAGGUGGGGGGUUCCCUACGUGGCCGUGGCCGCAUCCUUCCUAUGCUCUUGCUUGGCCUACUUGAACGUGUCGUCGUCAACGGCAGACGUUUUCAACUGGUUCUCCAAUAUCAGCACCAUUUCCGGGUUCCUGGGCUGGAUAUGCGGCUGCAUCGCGUACCUCAGGUUCCGCAAGGCGAUUUUCUACAACGGGUUAUACGACAGGUUGCCCUUCAAGACUUGGGGGCAACCCUACACCGUGUGGUUUUCUUUGAUUGUGGUCUCCAUCAUCACCAUCACUAACGGCUAUGCGAUCUUCAUCCCCAAGUACUGGAAAGUGGCGGACUUUAUCGCCGCCUACGUCACAUUGCCUAUCUUUUUGGUUCUGUGGUUGGGGCACAAGCUCUACACCAGGACCUGGCACCAGUGGUGGCUCCCCGUGUCCGAAAUCGACGUCACCAGAGGCUUGGUGGAGAUCGAGGAGAAGUCAAGAGAAAUCGAAGAGUUGAGACUGCCCCCCACCAGUAUCAAAGAUAAGUUUAUGGACACCUUGUUGUAA
Saccharomyces kudriavzevii IFO 1802 is the source of this 1881-nucleotide messenger RNA. RefSeq names its product proline permease PUT4 (gene PUT4). NCBI's taxonomy places the organism in Eukaryota, Fungi, Ascomycota, Saccharomycetes, Saccharomycetales, Saccharomycetaceae. Gene Ontology annotation, molecular function: amino acid transmembrane transporter activity. Gene Ontology annotation, biological process: amino acid transmembrane transport. The record is from RefSeq and is a predicted model, not a curated record. The transcript has a single exon. The coding region runs from base 1 to 1881 and encodes 626 amino acids. Gene Ontology annotation, cellular component: membrane.